AAGUGUCUUAGCUGAGGCUAGGGCGAGGCAGGAGAGGGUGGAGGGACGUCUGCAGGAACCGGCAUCCUCCAGAAUCCGGAGGCAGCUUCUCCCGCUUGCAGGGAAGGGCUCUGGACACCUUCAGCCCUUCUCGCCACCCCCUGUGGCUCAAGCCAGAAGCUCAGGGCGUUCGCUGGGUGGGUGCCACAGCCGCGGAGCUGGUACCCACGGGACCCCCUGCCCUGUCCCCUCUCCGCCGCCCAGCAUGGAGGAGGCUGGCGAUUUUGACAACUACUAUGGGGCAGACAACCAGUCUGAGUGCGAGUACGCAGACUGGAAGUCCUCGGGGGCCCUCAUCCCCGCCAUCUACAUGCUGGUCUUCCUCCUGGGCACCACGGGCAACGGCCUGGUGCUCUGGACCGUGUUCCGCAGCAGCCGCGAGAAGAGACGCUCGGCUGACAUCUUCAUCGCCAGCCUGGCAGUGGCCGAUCUGACUUUCGUGGUGACCCUGCCCCUGUGGGCCACCUACACAUACCGGGACUACCACUGGUCCUUUGGCACCUUUGCUUGCAAGCUCAGCAGCUAUCUGAUCUUUGUCAACAUGUACGCCAGUGUCUUCUGUCUCACCGGGCUCAGCUUCGACCGCUACCUGGCUAUCGUGAGGCCAGUGGCCAAUGCUCGGCUCAGGCUGCGGGUCAGCGGUGCCGUGGCCACGGCGGUCCUGUGGGUGCUGGCCGCCCUGCUGGCCAUGCCGGUCAUGGUGUUCCGCUCCACCGGGGACCUGGAGAACACCACCAAGGUACAGUGCUACAUGGACUACUCCAUGGUGGCCACUGCCAGCUCCGAGUGGGCCUGGGAGGUGGGCCUGGGGGUCUCGUCCACCGCCGUGGGCUUCGUGGUGCCCUUCACCGUCAUGCUGACCUGCUACUUCUUCAUCGCGCAAACCAUCGCCGGCCACUUCCGCAAGGAGCGCAUUGAGGGCCUGCGCAAGCGGCGGCGGCUGCUCAGCAUCAUCGUGGUGCUGGUGGUGACCUUCGCCCUCUGCUGGAUGCCCUACCACCUGGUGAAGACACUCUACAUGCUGGGCAGCUUGCUGCACUGGCCUUGUGACUUUGACCUCUUCCUCAUGAAUGUCUUCCCCUACUGCACCUGCAUCAGCUACGUCAACAGCUGCCUCAACCCCUUCCUCUACGCCUUCUUCGACCCUCGAUUCCGCCAGGCCUGCACCUCCGUGCUCUGCUGGGGCCAGAGCAGGUGUGCAGCCGCCUCCCACAGCAGCAGCGGGGAGAAGUCAGCCAGCUACUCCUCCGGGCACAGCCAGGGGCCUGGCCCCAACUCGGGGAAGGGUGGGGAGCAGAUGCAUGAGAAGUCCAUCCCCUACAGCCAAGAGACUCUUGUGGUGGACUAGGACUGGGGUCAGAGGGGAGCCCGGUGCCCUCCGCCCUGCCCCACGCUAUGCCCUUGCUCUCUGAAAGUCAGGUAGCAUGAUAGCACCUUUUCCCUUGCACUUGACCUCUUCCCUGCUCCCUGCUCCCUGCCUCCCUGCCCUCUUUGGUUGUCCUUCCUCCUUGAGUCUUGUUCAGAUGUUUGUAGUUUAGUGGAAGGAGACUGAGCCCUGCAGCCUCCUGCUCAGCCACUCGGUAUCUGUGAGAUGGACCUUGCACACGUCUCUCUGAGCCUCGGUUUCUUCAUUUGUAUAAAACGGAGGAAGUCCCCCUGGCUCAGUUGACAUGUGUUGCCCCCACCCCUUUUCCUGGAUCUCCGGCUUUUUCUCCAUACUUUCUUCCUAAUUUUCUGUCCCCUGUCCUUGCUUCCCCUCUCUCUGCACUUUCUGUUCUGAAUCCUCACCUGCUGGCUCCAGCCGCCUCUCUCACAGCACCUCCGCCCCCGCCCCCAUUCCUCCUUCUUCCCCUUUUUACCUCCUGGUUGUGCAGGGCUCCCAAGGGUUAAGAAUCCUGAAGCUUGCACACAGGACCCCUGCUCCAGCUCUGUCUGGUUCACUGAGAGUGUAGGAGGGGGAGAGUGCAGGAGGGACGGGGGGCUGGAGGACUGGUGUCAGCCGAGAGUUAACUCCAGGCUCUGCCACUGGGAGCUCCAGAACUUUCUCCCAAACUGGAUCAGUUCACUGUAAUUUCAGGCUCUAAGGAUCCCAGAGGGGUGCCUCCCUUCCUGCACCCUCCUCCUCGAUGCCAACCAGAUAUGCUUUUUACAGAUUUCCUCAGACCCUCUCAUUCAGCCUCUCCAUGGCAAUCAGAAGGCUACCAUACAUGAUGAAGGGAAAGCUUGUUUUGGUAUACGAGUGGCGGAGGGGUUGGGAAGGGAAUGCUGAGGAAGAAGGGAGUCUGUAUUUAGUCUAUAUGCUGCGUGGCUUCCCUCUCCGAUUCCUCACCCCUCCAGCCUCCUCCAGAACUGUGAGCUGCAGGUCUGUCCCCACCACACCCUGUCAUCCCCCGGCAGGAGGCUUUUCUUGAGCUUUGGUGCUGCUUGGUGCCAAGAGGUGUGUGUGUGUGUGUGUGUGUGUGUGGAUGUGUGUGUGUGUGGGGAUGAUGUCACUUGUCACUUGGGUGAACUACCCCCCUACUCUCUACCACGUCUCCACUCUUCACACAAUAUCCUUGGGAGAAGAGGGACAUAUUGAGGCAAUAUAGAAUAAAAAUGAGUCCACCCCCCACUGGAUUUGGGGGCUCUGACGGCUGGUCCGUGCUUUAAGAGAAAAGUCUCUAUUACUGCUGGGGCCCCUCGGGGGAGAUCUGUCCCCAGGACAGUGGUGCCCAAGGUCUGGGGAAACCCAGUGUGCUGGGUCCCAUCCUUCCUGGUUCCACGAGGGAAGCAGGAGGUGGUCAAGAGCUUCCCGUGGCCCCUUUUCCACACCUCCCCACCCUGCUUUGCGUUUACUCUUUCCCCAGGGUCUAUGGCCCUCUCCCUAAGAAGGCUGCCUUCUUGCCAGGGGUGAAAAGAACUGGGUGGGUGUUUUUCUCACCUCACCAUCUGGAUGGGACCCCCUGACCUCUCCUGCUGGGCUGGGGGAGCUGGGAACAGUGACCAGAGCAGCCAUGGCAGGGCUGAGGCUAUGACUUCAUGCCACCAGAGAGGCCUCAUGGACAAAAUUGAUGGUGGGGCCUUUGUGAGCCAGGGGCAGGGGUGUGUGUUUUCCAGGUUUUGUUCUUAGAGGACUCUGAAUGGGAUGUGAAGGACAAGAUUUGUGCCGUGGAGGCAAGAAGAGCCCAGCUUGGUGUAAAUGGAGAGCUUGACCAUCCCUGGGACAGUGCCAGCCUGGAGCAGCGGGAGCAGGAGGGAGGAAGAGACCCCUCUCAGCUUAGUCUCCCCCUCAGAGGCCAGACUCCUCCCUCCUCAGUCCAGUGUUGUCAAGCAUGCUGUCAAGGCUGGAGGAAGCUUCUAGAGGGGAAGCUUCUGAGGGCCUCCUUGGUGACCUCAGAGACUUUUCGGCUGGAACUCAUCGGUGGCCCUGGACAGAGGGUGGAGGCUGCCCUAUCCCCUACCAGCCUCUUCUUCGGAACGCCUCUGCUACUUUCUGACCCUGUUAGUCACUGAGGUUCAUUAAAUAAAUCUGUUUUGUGUAA
Molecule: messenger RNA, 3560 nt
Organism: Suricata suricatta (meerkat)
Lineage: Eukaryota; Metazoa; Chordata; Mammalia; Carnivora; Herpestidae
Gene: APLNR
Product: apelin receptor
Exons: 1
Coding region: 245-1387 (380 amino acids)
Biological process (GO): G protein-coupled receptor signaling pathway; immune response
Cellular component (GO): membrane
Molecular function (GO): G protein-coupled receptor activity
Source: RefSeq, a predicted model, not a curated record